AACAAAUUAUAAUCAACAAAUCUUUUUUCAAAAACAAAUUAAAUUAAAAAGGAAACAACCAUGGCUGCUACAGCAGCAGCAACCGCAUCAUCUUCAUCAUCGAAUCUCCUCCUCAUCUCAAGUUCCCGCUCGCUCUCGCGCCUCUCUCCCUUUCAACUCCGACUAUUUCACUCCAAAGCUCUGGUUUCUUGUCCCAUCAAGAGAAGACAUGUUGGUGGGAGUGUACAGUGCAUGGCUCUUGAGACGGCAUCUGAGACCGAGACCAAGAAGAAGAGUAAGUUUGAGAUUCAGACGCUCACGAAUUGGUUGUUGAAGCAGGAGCAGGCGGGGGUGAUUGAUGCAGAAUUAACCAUUGUGAUUUCAAGCAUUUCAAUGGCGUGCAAGCAGAUUGCUUCUUUGGUUCAAAGGGCUGGCAUCUCUAACUUGACUGGUGUUCAAGGAGCUGUCAAUGUUCAAGGAGAGGAUCAGAAGAAGCUUGAUGUUGUUUCCAAUGAGGUAUUCUCAAACUGCCUGAGAUCAAGUGGAAGAACAGGGAUUAUAGCAUCAGAGGAAGAAGACGUACCAGUUGCAGUAGAAGAGAGCUAUUCCGGGAACUAUAUUGUAGUGUUUGACCCACUUGAUGGAUCAUCCAACAUCGAUGCUGCAGUCUCAACUGGAUCCAUCUUCGGCAUAUACAGUCCCAAUGACGAGUGCCUCGCCGAUAUCAGUGAUGACUCUACUCUGGGCCAAACGGAACAGAGGUGCGUAGUGAGCGUAUGCCAGCCAGGAAGCAACCUACUAGCUGCUGGGUAUUGCAUGUACUCAAGCUCUGUCAUCUUUGUGCUUACAUUAGGACAAGGAGUGUUUGCUUUUACUCUAGAUCCCAUGUAUGGAGAAUUCGUUUUGACCCAAGAAAAUAUCCAGAUACCAAAAGCAGGAAAAAUUUAUGCAUUUAAUGAAGGGAAUUACCAAUUGUGGGAUGAUAAAUUAAAGAAGUACAUCGAUGAUCUUAAGGACCCAGGUCCUAGUGGCAAGCCCUACUCGGCUCGUUACAUCGGUAGCCUGGUCGGUGACUUCCAUCGGACUUUGCUGUACGGCGGCAUCUAUGGCUACCCAAGAGAUAAGAAAAGCAAAAAUGGGAAGCUGAGGCUCUUGUACGAAUGUGCACCCAUGAGCUUUAUAGUGGAGCAAGCUGGAGGAAAAGGGUCUGAUGGACAUCAGAGAAUACUUGACAUUACACCUGUUGAGAUUCAUCAACGUGUUCCUCUGUAUAUUGGAAGCCAGGAGGAGGUGGAGAAAUUAGAGAAGUAUUUGGCUUGAAUGGUAUUGUGAUGGAAAA
This is a messenger RNA of Carica papaya (papaya), 1318 nucleotides long. It is a transcript of the gene HCEF1, whose product is annotated as high cyclic electron flow 1. Gene Ontology annotation, molecular function: fructose 1,6-bisphosphate 1-phosphatase activity. Gene Ontology annotation, cellular component: cytosol; cytoplasm. The record is from RefSeq and is a predicted model, not a curated record. Gene Ontology annotation, biological process: gluconeogenesis; fructose 1,6-bisphosphate metabolic process; fructose metabolic process. NCBI's taxonomy places the organism in Eukaryota, Viridiplantae, Streptophyta, Magnoliopsida, Brassicales, Caricaceae.